CCUCCUCCUCCUCCUCCUACUCCUACUACUACUUUCAACUCCUCUUCUCCCCGUCAAUGGCGUCCCCCCCCCCCUUAAGUCCUUAGCCCAUGGCCCUUGUGAACUUCUUACCCCCACAAUUUCGACGAUGAAAGUUCUUGCCUUUCUCCAACUUCCAUCCUCUUCGUUCUAAACCUCAUUACCAACAUACCUCUUCUAUACCUACCAAUGGCGGAAAACCAGACGGACCAGUCUCAAUCUCGCCGGCGACGACGAGAUGGAUCGUCUGGCGCCCAGCAGCGCCUAUGUUCUCACUGCGGACGGAGCUUCAAACGCUCUGAACAUCUGGAGCGCCACGUCCGAACCCACACGAAGGAGAAACCCUACGUCUGCCAUUGCGGGUCGGCGUAUUCGCGCCGGGACCUCCUGACUCGUCACCAGCGUAUCACGCAUGAGACCUUGUCGCCCCGGUCGCCCGACGCCCCAGCAUCCGAAGACAGUCACCAGUUGCCAGCAUCCGACUCGGAUCCGCCUCCGGAGGAUGCUGUUCCUUCGGCGGCCGUGUCCAUUUCGGACAUGAGCAUCGAGCACGGCCUCCCGCAGCAGCACCCGUACUCGAGCUCGGGUCACGGCUUUGUCCUUCACAACCAGCCUGCCGGCUUGGCGUACCACCCGCUCGUCUCGGGCCAAGAAUUAUACGGCAACGGCCAGCAGUAUGCGGGGUUCGAUCAAUUCCAAGAAUUCAACAGUUUCGCAGAGGGGGCCAGCCUGCCGUCGGAUUGGUCCUUUUUCCACGACCCGAACGGCCCGGGUCUGGAGCAGGAUCUGGUAGACCCCGCCCUCCGGGGAUCGAUGGUCGACGCAUCGUCACCGUUAUCGCACGACAGCUUCGCGGCGCACGCGCACAAUACUUGGAUGUCUCCGGCAGCCCAGAAAUGGAGCAAUUAGGCGGAGCUUCGGGGUGUGGUGAGCUGCUCUCCUCUAGCGACGACCGUCCAACCCCGGUGACGCAGAAUCGACGUUGAACUAACUGGGUAACGCGAACUCUUCGUCCCACAGCAUCGGUGCCGCCGCCGACCGUCUAGAAUCAAUACACACGCAUACAUAUCUAUACAUACGCAUGUACAUACAUCUAUCCAUGUAUGCAUGGGUGCGUGUGCGCGUGU
This is a messenger RNA of Durotheca rogersii, 1145 nucleotides long. RefSeq lists its product as uncharacterized. Lineage: Eukaryota; Fungi; Ascomycota; Sordariomycetes; Xylariales; Xylariaceae. Gene Ontology annotation, cellular component: chromatin. Gene Ontology annotation, biological process: regulation of transcription by RNA polymerase II. Bases 208 to 927 code for a protein of 239 amino acids. The transcript is spliced from 3 exons. The record is from RefSeq and is a predicted model, not a curated record. Gene Ontology annotation, molecular function: RNA polymerase II cis-regulatory region sequence-specific DNA binding; DNA-binding transcription factor activity, RNA polymerase II-specific.